CUGAUUGGUUCGGUGCGCGGCAGGAAUAAACACUCUCUGAGUAUAUAUAUUGCUGCAAGGUGUGACACUUCCAAGAAACAAGAAGUCUCUCUUAGAAAAGCUACUACAGAGCAGCGGUCAUUCAGCAUCACCCAAAGAUUCAGAGAGCGACAGGAUGAGGGCGCAGAUCCAAAAAGUUCCUCAGAUUGUUGAGCUGCUGAAGAAGAAGUCGGUGGGGCUGCAGCACUUCAAGCCCACAUCCUCCGUGUGCGUCCUGGAGCAGAAGGAUGCUGUGGAGGCUGCGCCGUGUCCACAUGCUGCCUUCAGGGCGCACAGUUUAGACGCGAUCCCGGGGCCCACCAACUGGCCCCUGGUCGGGAGUCUGGUGGAGCUGCUGCGAAAAGGAGGACUGACCAGACAACAUGAAGCCCUGAUUGAUUAUCAUAAGAAAUUCGGGAAGAUCUUCCGGAUGAAGCUGGGGUCUUUUGAGUCGGUGCACAUUGGCGCUCCUUGCUUGUUGGAGGCUCUCUAUAGGAAGGAGAGUAAUUACCCCCAGAGGCUUGAGAUCAAACCAUGGAAAGCAUACAGAGACCUAAGAGAUGAGGCGUACGGACUCCUCAUUCUGGAGGGGAAAGACUGGCAGAGAGUCAGGAGCGCGUUUCAGCAGAAACUCAUGAAGCCGACUGAGGUGGUGAAGCUUGAUGGCAAAAUAAAUCAGGUGCUGACGGACUUCAUUAGCAGGGUUGGAAAAGUAAGCAACAACGGAAAGAUUGAAGACUUGUACUUCGAGCUGAAUAAAUGGUCGUUUGAGACGAUUUGUCUCAUCCUGUAUGACAAGAGAUUUGGUCUUCUCCAGGAGAAAGUCGAUGAGGAAGCCAUGAACUUCAUCACAGCUGUGAAAACAAUGAUGAGCACCUUUGGUAUGAUGAUGGUCACACCAGUGGAGCUCCACAAGGGCCUUAACACCAAAACAUGGCAGGACCACACCGCAGCAUGGGAUCGCAUUUUUAACACAGCCAAAGUCUACAUUGACAAGAAGCUGAAGAGGAAUGCCGACAGAGAUCCAGAUGAUUUAAUCGGUGACAUCCUUCAACAAAGCUCCCUCUCCAAAAAGGAGUUGUAUGCAGCCAUCACUGAACUGCAGAUUGGAGGAGUUGAAACAACUGCCAACAGCAUGCUGUGGGUUAUUUUCAACCUGUCACGUAACCCUGCUGCUCAAAAGAGGCUGCUGCAGGAGAUCAGAGAGGUUGUGCCUCAAGACCAAGAUCCCUCAGGGGAGCACAUCAAGAGCAUGCCCUACCUCAAGGCCUGCCUCAAGGAGUCAAUGAGGUUGUCCCCAUCUGUUCCCUUCACAAGCAGGACGCUGGACAAAGACACUGUGUUGGGAGAUUAUGCCAUUCCUAAAGGAACAGUGUUAAUGAUUAACAGCCAUGCAAUCGGCUCAAACGAAGAAUACUUUGAUGAUGGGAAGCAGUUCAAACCUGAGCGCUGGCUGCGAGAGAACAGCACCAUCAACCCUUUCGCCCAUGUUCCUUUUGGUAUUGGGAAGAGGAUGUGCAUCGGUCGGCGCCUGGCGGAGCUGCAGCUGCAGCUGGCCAUGUGUUGGUUGGUCAGAGACUACGAGAUUGUGGCGACAGAUAACGAGCCCCUUGAUGUGAUUCAUUCGGGGCUUUUGGUUCCUAGCAGGGAACUGCCAGUGGCCUUUGUCAAGAGAUAAGGCCUUGUGUUCAUCUCCUCUGGACGAAGCAACAGAAAGUCUUUACUCCUGAUGGUCCAGUGACUCCCUAAAUGCUGCUGUGUACAUAAAGAAAAGUAUAUAUCUAUAAUUUUGUGCCAUAAAUACCUCAAACAUAUUUAAAGUAAAAUGUAAGCCUAUUAAAACUGACUUAAAGAACAGUUGUAAUUACUAAACUGAAUGUUUUAUCAAGGCAGCUUUUUAAAAUGUCUUAUAUUUAGAAAAAAAUUACUUUAUACUAUUCCUUGUUUACUAACUUUUAUAUAUAUGUAUGUAUAUAAGAGCCAUGUCUGCUA
Cyprinodon variegatus (sheepshead minnow) is the source of this 2010-nucleotide messenger RNA. It is a transcript of the gene cyp24a1, whose product is annotated as 1,25-dihydroxyvitamin D(3) 24-hydroxylase, mitochondrial. The record is from RefSeq and is a predicted model, not a curated record. The coding region runs from base 155 to 1696 and encodes 513 amino acids. Gene Ontology annotation, cellular component: mitochondrial inner membrane. NCBI's taxonomy places the organism in Eukaryota, Metazoa, Chordata, Actinopteri, Cyprinodontiformes, Cyprinodontidae. Gene Ontology annotation, molecular function: heme binding; monooxygenase activity; iron ion binding. Gene Ontology annotation, biological process: glucocorticoid biosynthetic process; cortisol metabolic process; cellular response to peptide hormone stimulus. The transcript has 12 exons.